This is a messenger RNA of Cuscuta campestris, 762 nucleotides long. NCBI's taxonomy places the organism in Eukaryota, Viridiplantae, Streptophyta, Magnoliopsida, Solanales, Convolvulaceae. The record is from the annotation of a GenBank genome assembly.
UGUCGUGCUAGUGCGACGAGUGCAGCACAGAUUGGAGGUUGUCUAGUCUUGUUACAGAUUUGGGCUUGGGAGCGUCUGCCUAUGACUAGACCUAGAGGGGUUAUACCAUUUGAUCAGCUAGUAGAUGUCCCAUAUGGAGUCAGAUGGGUGUGUUACCAUCGAUGGUCAGAUUGUACCACGCACUCCAUACGAGCAUACCGGGACCAGCUUGACAGAUUGCUCGAGGGAGAGUUAUACUGUAAGGCGGAUUGCAGUCAACGCCUUGAUCCUGGUAGGCAUCCAGAUGGGUUUGUACCUUCACACGAGGUAUUGAGAGUUCAUGAGUUGUUAACAGAGUGUGUUCGUGCUCUUGGGCAUGCAUCUAUCCUUGAUCACCCACAGGAUCAGCAUCCUUACAACCCAGGACAUAUCAGGAGACGGGUAGAUAGAAGGCGUGAUGCACCUGCUGUCGGAGUCAGACGUGGAGGGCGGGGUAGUCGGAGGUUGCACGUCGAUGAGGAAGACGAACACAUCCCCAUUGAAUCUCCCCCUAUGACCCAGGAUGAUGAUGAAGAAGAUGUUGGUGACGAAGAACAUAUUCAGAGCGACACACAUACACCUUCUUGCAUGGUUGAGCCGUCGAGUUCACAUCAUCUUGAAUUCCACAUCAUCCAAGUUUAUGUUUUAUGAUUUUCACAAAUAAAUUAGUGAUGGCAUGUGUUUUGUAUCUUUAAUUUUAUGGAUAAAUUUUAUGUACUCUAUCAAUAAAUUUGUUGUAAUUUA